GGUGAAGCCACAUGACUUUUACAGGUUAGAACAUCGAGUAAUUGCAUUUUACAUACAUGUAUAAGGACGGUGAUUAUCACGAUUAUUGUCAACUGUAAAGUAAUAUUUUAAAUAAAAUGAAUGUAACGUGCAAAUUAAUACGAGUAUGCAAACGUUUCGUAAGUACUGAGACGAAUUGUCAAGACGGAGCGAAAUGGAUAGAGCCAAUUGGUUAUCAAACUGCAGUGUCUGUAUAUAAUCCGAUAACAAAAUGCAAAGUUCCACUGAUAUUAAAAACAGAAAAUGUUUUGAAAUGGUAUAUGUGCGGGCCUACAGUUUACGAUUCGGCGCAUAUAGGGCAUGCAGCCACUUACAUAAAAUCGGAUAUUAUUCGAAGAAUUUUGUCGAAUUAUUUUAACAUUGAUAUAUUACUAGUUAUGGGUAUAACUGACAUCGAUGACAAAAUAAUCAAAUGUUCUAUUGAAAGCGGUAAAGAUUUUAAAACUUUGUCGAAACACUUUGAGACUGAAUUUUAUGCAGAUAUGAAUAAGUUAAAUAUUGGCGAACCGUAUUUGUACUGUAGAGUUACAGACUAUAUACCACAAAUCAUUCACUUUGUUGAAGAAUUGCUAACCAGAAACUAUGGUUAUAUUACAAAAGAUGGAUCUGUUUAUUUUGACACAAACAAGUAUAAUAAAUAUGGCAAAUUAAAAACCUCUGUUCAUGAUGUUGUAAAAAGUCAGCAUCCAGAUAAAAAAUCAGCAUUGGACUUUGCUUUGUGGAAAGCGGCAAAAAAUAAUGAACCAUCUUGGAGAUGUCCAUGGGGAUAUGGUAGACCAGGAUGGCACAUAGAAUGCAGUGCAAUUGCAAGCGCAGUCUUUGGAAAUUCUGUAGAUAUUCACAGUGGUGGAAUAGAUCUGGCUUUUCCCCAUCAUGAAAAUGAAGAAGCACAAUCAUGCUGUUAUCACAAUGUCAAUCAAUGGGUUAAUUAUUGGCUUCACUGUGGUCAUUUGAAUCUGAAAGGAGAUGUAAAAAUGUCAAAAAGUCUUAAAAAUACUAUAAGCAUACAAAAUUAUCUCGAAGAAUAUUCGGCAAAUCAUCUUAGAAUGCUUUGCCUACUUUCUCAUUAUAGAAACGAUAUUGAAUUUUCGGACGAAGUCAUGCAAAAUGCAGUAUUAGUAACUCAAAAAUUCGAUAACUUCAUAAAUGACUGUGAUAAUUAUGUUGUUGGCAAAUUUGAAACUGGUGAUAUUGAUGAAAAUCUUUUAUUUACAACCUUAUAUGAUACAAGAAAUAAAGUUUAUUCCGCAUUAGCAGAUGACUUUAAUACUUCAAAGGCCAUACAUGCCAUUAUAAAUCUUAUUGGGAUAGGAAACAAAAUGCUGUAUCAAAGUAAUAUAACGCCUCAUAGUAAAGGAAUAAGUGCUGUUGCUGCUGUUUCAAAUUAUGUUUCAAGUACUCUUUCAAAACUUGGCAUUUCACGAUCUACAAUGUCAACAGCAGAAAAUCAACAAAUUAAAGAUAUUAUUGAUUGUUUUCUGAACUUCAGAAUGACUAUCAGAAAUAGAGCACUUGAACAAAAUCCAAAAGAUACAAUUUUGCUAAAAGAGUGCGAUAAUGUGCGAAUGAAUUUAUCUACUUAUGGAAUUGUAGUAAAGGACCAGCAAAGUGUCACUAAUUGGAGUUGGAAAUAGCAUAUAAAAAUCUAUGUAAUUAGAAGUUAAA
This is a messenger RNA of Camponotus floridanus (Florida carpenter ant), 1704 nucleotides long. RefSeq names its product probable cysteine--tRNA ligase, mitochondrial (gene CysRS-m). Gene Ontology annotation, molecular function: cysteine-tRNA ligase activity; ATP binding. Bases 117 to 1673 code for a protein of 518 amino acids. The transcript is spliced from 8 exons. Lineage: Eukaryota; Metazoa; Arthropoda; Insecta; Hymenoptera; Formicidae. The record is from RefSeq and is a predicted model, not a curated record. Gene Ontology annotation, cellular component: cytoplasm. Gene Ontology annotation, biological process: cysteinyl-tRNA aminoacylation.